This is a messenger RNA of Trichoderma asperellum CBS 433.97, 1557 nucleotides long. RefSeq lists its product as uncharacterized. The record is from RefSeq and is a predicted model, not a curated record. Lineage: Eukaryota; Fungi; Ascomycota; Sordariomycetes; Hypocreales; Hypocreaceae. Gene Ontology annotation, molecular function: zinc ion binding; DNA-binding transcription factor activity, RNA polymerase II-specific. Gene Ontology annotation, biological process: regulation of DNA-templated transcription.
AUGCCUCAGUUCUCCGAACUUCCAAGUCAACGGAUGCGAAAUACGGGGGGCCAAGGCAAGCGCCACUGUUGGGAAUGCCGUCGACGAUGUUUAGUAUGUGAUUCUAAGGAGCCUGGGUGCAAGCGAUGUCAUACAUCUGGCAUACCAUGUCCAGGAUAUGGUGAUGUGAAGCCUACUAGACUGAAGUGGAUCACGCCUGGCAGAGUCGUAUCUCGGGAUCAAAAGCACAAGAAAAAUUCACGGCGAAAAUAUCAAGACGACCACGAGAAAAUAACAGCAGGCAUGAUAAGGCAUAUAACCACGGUUGAAAAAUAUAUGAAUAUUACGAUUCCACAGAUUGAGAUGAAUGACGAAGUUCAUGUCAUCGUACAAUCCCUCGAAUACUUCAAUUCCUGCAUAUAUAAAGAUUUAGCUCCUAUCCAUGAUUUCGGCCAUAAUCCCUAUCUCUACCAGAUUUCUGCUACGCAUAUCCGAGCUGCACGCCUAAGCCCUGAUUAUCUGAAGUAUGGCAUGCUGUGCAUGAUCAUGAGCCACCGAAUCAACCAAACAAGCAAUAUCCUUCAGCUUAAACCACUAACGGAGAAGUUCUAUUUCUACUGGGGCCUCGCUGUCCGAUCUCUAAAUGACUAUCUCAACAGGGAAGAUAAGCGUGCCGGUGAUACAAUUAUCGCUGGAAUAUUGACACUCCUACUUGCAGACAUCCACCAGGGAAGAUCGCUUGACUGGCGAUGCCAUUUAGGCGCAAUAUACAAAUUGAUUACGUUACGUGGCGGAUUCUAUGCGCUAUGCACAUCAAUAAGCAUGCAGCCGUUGAUGCUUUGCUUCUGGUCUAUGGCAGUAAUCGGAGACACUACAUGUCCGGCUUCAGACCUCUUUAUGACAAAUCUACAUGUCGAGGCUCUGAACUUUGUACUUGAAAAAUACAGCAUUAUGGCAUCUCAAAUUCAUCUAUGCCCGAUACAGCUGUUCCCUGAAAUCUUGAAAAUCAACCACCUGCGUAUGAAGGGUGCAAGGCUUGAUGUUUUUGACACCAAAGCUCUCCAGGAAGUGGCCUAUGAAACAUUGGAGCGCAUCGAUUUCUUUUCACCUCAGAAAUUAGCCGAAUCUAAACAUUCAUGUCACGAAGACUGGGUAUUAGUAGGCAGAGCGUACCAGGCUGCUGUUGCGCUAUACUGCAUCUUAUCUCUCCAAAGUUUAUCAGUUCUACCUCACUCUUCAGCGCUGCGUAUGCAAUGUGUUGAGCACGGAGAAGUCCUACAGACCCUUCUCAAAGAGGCACUCGCCAGUAAAAGGCUGAAGAGGUUCAUGAUUUGGCCGCUGGUUGUGCUUGGGGCAGAAGCCGUCCAUGGCAGUGAAGCAAUGCGCACCUUUGUUGCUAGCCAGCUGUCGGAACUUAGCUACGAUGCUGGCACCUAUGUUCCACUUACGGCAAAACGAGCGCUCGAACAGUUUUGGAGUUCUGGAGAAACUCGUUGGGAUGUUUGCUUUGGGAGGCCGUACAUCUUCACGCUGCAGAUUGCCGUGGAUACAAGCCGCCUCAUGCCGCUUUACAAGUGA